GUUUCAAAUGUGUGUGAAACAUUUAGUAACAAGAGUUAAUAAAGAUAAAUCCAGAUUAUUGUCAUGUAAUUAAAUCAAAGCAGCGUUGCAGUGAAACGAUCCAUAAGCUCAGACUCCUUAUCCUCCGUCCCUCCCCUCGUCCACCAGGUGCUGUGGCUGCCCUCAGACCUGCGCGCUCUGGUCCAGGAGAUGGAUCCUGAGCUCCAGCAGACGUCUGGCAGCCGGCUCCCUCUAGAGGAGCUGCAGAGUAACAACAUCAUGAAACUCAAUCUGCACUACAGCGCCAUGUCUGCUCAGCUCGUCAGAGAGUACGCUGCAGUGAACAUCAGCACCAACCUGUAUGUGAUCAGUCAGCCGUGGCUCUUCUCUCUGGCCUGGUGCUCUGGAGUCCAGUCUGUCACCACCAACGCUCCUCAGAUCCUCACAUCCAUGAGGUCACCACUGCUCGUCAUGAGUCCAGAUGAGUAUAACCUGAUGUGGAUUCUCACUGAUGUGGCGUCCCUCGUGUUGAUCCUCGUCAUCUUCUUCUUUCACUGGUGGAGAGAGCGAGGUCUGGCGUUCUGCACGGGCGGCAAAAUCACACCGGACAACGGGACGUACAGCAAAUUCAAAACGGAGUUGAGCGAUAUCUGGUCGGUUUCCAGCACUCACUCUCAGGCAGAGAGGACGCCCAACCUGGCGACCGUGUCCGAGCACUGACGUCUGCCGAGCUGAAAACACACAGAGCCUGAAACUGCCAAACCUGUAAGAUCUCAGCAGAGUACUUUGUCAAGUGCACUUUGUUUUAAUUAAAGUGAUGCAAACAAU
Messenger RNA from Labrus bergylta (ballan wrasse), 807 nucleotides. Lineage: Eukaryota; Metazoa; Chordata; Actinopteri; Labriformes; Labridae. The record is from RefSeq and is a predicted model, not a curated record.